Molecule: messenger RNA, 2211 nt
Organism: Hirsutella rhossiliensis
Lineage: Eukaryota; Fungi; Ascomycota; Sordariomycetes; Hypocreales; Ophiocordycipitaceae
Product: mpp10 protein
Exons: 1
Coding region: 1-2211 (736 amino acids)
Biological process (GO): rRNA processing
Cellular component (GO): nucleus; small-subunit processome; sno(s)RNA-containing ribonucleoprotein complex
Source: RefSeq, a predicted model, not a curated record
AUGGCCGCGCAGACAUCGCCGACACUGACGUCGACGUCACACACGCUCACCGCCGCACCGCCCUCCAAGAUGGCACCAGCCCGCUCGUCGACGACCGACGGCGAGGCGGCCGCGUCGCUGCUCUUAAGCCUGCGCUCUACAAACCGACACACGUUCCUGCGGCCCAGCGCAGCAAUCUCCAACGACUCGCUCGACGUGGUCAAGAAGACGCUCGAGGGCUUCGCGACGCAGGUUGGCGAGCAGCAGGAGCAGAGGCUCAAGGAGAGCCGCAAGAGGAAGAGGAGGGGUGGUGGGGACGGGCAGCACGUGGAUGUGCUGAAGCUGAGAAAGGUGUAUGUGGACGGGUUUGAGACGGGCCAGGUGUGGCAGCAGGCCAAGAGGAUCAUCGCCGGCGUCUUGAGCUUUUCAGACGCUGUGCUGGAUGAGCUUGAGGAGAGGCGGCAAGUUGCUCUGCCUGGCGGGGAGGGCGUCGAGUCUGGGUCCGAUCAAGAGCAAGACGACGCCAAGGUCGACGCGGGCUCUGAAGAGGUCGGAGACGAGGAAGAGGAAGACGAGACAGGCAUUUCGGUUGAGGACCUGGAAGACGAACUGCAAGACCAAGGCGAAGACGAAAGCCUUGGCGGUCAAGGCGACUACGACGAUGGAGAAGAAGACGAGAACGAGGAAGAGUCAGAGGAUGAGGAAUUUGUCCAAGAUGCCCACGGGCUCAACGACGGCUUUUUCUCCAUCGACAACUUCAACCGACAAACGCAAUGGUUUGAGGAACAAGACGCAAGAGGAGACCCCACGACAGACCAGGCAGGCAACGAUGAAGACAUUGACUGGGGUGCAGAUCCCUUUGCGCCCCAAAAAGCUUCGAAACAAAAACCAGGAGCAGAUAACGAUGCCCCAUCGGACGAUGACGCCGAAAACGACGGCGACGACGACGACGACCAAGGGCCGACAUUUGGGGAUAUGGCGCUGGAUGCCCCCGAGGGGGACAGCGAAGACGAGGCCAUGCAGGACGGCGCCGGAGACGACGGCGGCGAGUUCAAUGCCAACGAAAUCUACUACAAGGACUUUUUCGCGCCGCCGCCCAAGAAGACCAAAGGCGGAAAGUCCAAGCCCAAGAAAUCGGUCAAGUUUGAGGUGCAGCAGCCCGCCGAGGCAGACGUCGAGCGGGCCAUGGCUGAUGUGCGCCGCGACCUGUUUGACGACGAGUCGGACGAGGAAGACUCGGACGACGCCCUGUCGGACGUAUCUGCCGGCGACCCCAGGUCGCGACGGUCAGCGCACGAGCGGCGGCAGGCCAAGCUGGCCGAGGAGAUUCGGCAGCUCGAGGCGGCAUCGGUGGCCAAGCGCGAGUGGACGCUGUCGGGAGAGGCGGCGGCCGCGGACCGGCCGAUGAACUCGCUGCUGGAAGAGGACCUCGACUUUGAGCACGGCGGCAAGCCCGUGCCCGUCAUCACGCCCGAGGUGAGCGAGGGCAUCGAGGAGCUCAUCAAGCGGCGCGUCCUGGCGCAGGAGUUCGACGAGGUGCUGCGCAGGCGACCCGACGCCGAGGGCCUGCCAGCGGGGACGCGGCGCGGCAUGGCGGAGCUCGACGACACGAAGUCGAGCAAGGGCCUGGCGGAGCUGUACGAGGAGGAGCACGUGAAAAAGACCAACCCGGACAGUCACGUCAGCCAGUCGGAUGAGAAGCUUGCGCGUGAGGAGAAGGAGGUCGAGGCCCUGUGGAAGGACGUGUGCGCGCGGCUCGACGCCCUAAGCAGCUGGCACUACAAGCCUAAGCCGGCGGCGGCGGCGCUGUCCGUCGUGGCCGACGUGGCGACGGUCAGCAUGGAGGAGGCGCAGCCCGGCACGGCGGGCGAGAGCAGCAGCCGCAUGGCGCCGCAGGAGGUGUACCGCGCGGGCGCGGCCGUGGGCGCGGGCGAGGCGGGCAGGGCCGAGGUGUCGACGCGCGGCGGCAUGCCCGUGGCGCGCGCCGAGAUGUCGCGCGAGGAGCGGACCAGGCGGCGGCGCAGGAACAAGGAGCGGGCGCGCAAGGCGGGCGGCGGCGCUGGCGCCGCCGCCGGAGGCGAGGGCGCCGCGGUCAGGACGAGGCGCGAGACGGUGGCGGAGCUGAAGAAGGGCGGCGUCAGGGUCAUUAACCGCAAGGGCGAGGUCACCGACGUCGACGGCAACAAGGCCAAGGCGGCAAAGAGCCUGUCGGGCGGCGGGCUGAAGCUGUAG